This is a messenger RNA of Rubroshorea leprosula, 723 nucleotides long. The record is from the annotation of a GenBank genome assembly. Lineage: Eukaryota; Viridiplantae; Streptophyta; Magnoliopsida; Malvales; Dipterocarpaceae.
GGACAUAAUAAUUGAGUAUUCAAACAAGGUAAUGGAAUUAGGACAAGUACUGCUCCAACUACUGUCAGAAUCUCUUGGUCUUGAUCCUAAUUACUUGAGAGACAUUGGCUGUGCAAAGGGUCUUUGUGUGGCUGGCAACUACUACCCAGCAUGCCCUGAACCCGACCUCACAUUGGGCAUAAGUAGCCAUACUGAUAUUGGCUUCUUUACUGUGCUUUUACAAGAUCAACUUGGUGGCUUACAGGUCCUUUAUCAAAAUCAGUGGAUAGAUGUUACCCCUAUUCAUGGAGCUCUCGUCGUAAGUUUGGCUGACUUAAUUCAGUUUAUUACCAAUGAUAGGUUUAUAAGCGUUCAUCACAGAGUUCUUGCAAAAGCUGUAGGUCCAAGAAUUUCAAUGGCAUGUUUCUUCAGAACACACCUCCCAACGGAAAGUACCACUGUCUAUGGACCAAUUAAGGAGCUGUUAUCAGAUGAAAAUCCUCCAAUUUAUCGUGAAGCAACUGUAAAAGACUUCGUGUCACACCACUACUCCAAUGGGCUCAACGGUGUCUCCCCACUUGAACAUUUCAAACUCUGAAUUAUAUGCAUUUGGAAACAAUGUUAUGUUCUACCUUUAGUUAGGCUAGUAAUCUGAAGCGCUAUCUUGUUAUGUAAUUUAAAUAUGUGAACUUAAUGUGAAGGGAUAUUGAUAAGUUUGGAAUUUCAUAAAUAUUAAUAUGAAAU